Hipposideros armiger (great roundleaf bat) is the source of this 1708-nucleotide messenger RNA. RefSeq names its product C-X-C motif chemokine ligand 14 (gene CXCL14). The transcript has 4 exons. Gene Ontology annotation, biological process: immune response. The record is from RefSeq and is a predicted model, not a curated record. Gene Ontology annotation, molecular function: chemokine activity. Gene Ontology annotation, cellular component: extracellular region. The coding region runs from base 255 to 554 and encodes 99 amino acids. NCBI's taxonomy places the organism in Eukaryota, Metazoa, Chordata, Mammalia, Chiroptera, Hipposideridae.
UUAAAAGAGACCUGGGCGGGCGGAGGGAGGCUGUGGAGCGAGCGCGGAGCCCAGCGGAGCGCAACGCGCGGCGACAGCCGAGAGGCACCCACCGACGGGCGACGGGCGACGGGCGCAGCGGGAGCGAGAGGAGCCGGGAAGAGAGGCGCGCUCCGGCUAAGCGAGCAGAGCCGGGCAGCGUCUCCUGGCCGCCACACAGACGGCCGGGCGCCCUCCCCGAGUCCCCACUCCCGCGCCGCGCCACUCCGACCAGCAUGAGACUCCUGACGGCCGCGCUGCUCCUGCUGCUCCUUGCGCUGUACGCCGCGCGCGUGGACGGGUCCAAAUGCAAGUGCUCCCGGAAGGGGCCCAAGAUCCGCUACAGCGAUGUGAAAAAGCUGGAAAUGAAGCCAAAGUACCCGCACUGCGAGGAGAAGAUGGUGAUCAUCACCACCAAGAGCGUGUCCAGGUACCGGGGUCAGGAGCACUGCCUGCACCCCAAGCUGCAGAGCACCAAGAGGUUCAUCAAGUGGUACAAUGCCUGGAACGAGAAGCGCAGGGUCUACGAAGAAUAGGGUGAACAACCCCGAUGGGAAAACAUCUUACUGGUUGGGAGACAGCAAAGAACUUUGCAGAGUUAAAAACAAAAAACAACCUUUCCUUCUCACAGGCAUAAGACACAAAUUAUAUAUUGUUACAAAGCACUUUUUACCAAGGGUCACUUUUUACAUUUUAUAGCUGUGUGCAAAAGGCUUCCAGAUGUGAGACCCAUCUCUAUUGUGCUCCAGACUUCAUCACAGGCUGCUUUUUACUGAAAAGUGGGAAACUCAUGCCUUUCCUUUGUUAAAAAAAAAUGCUUUUUUUUUUAUUUGUCCAGAUAUCACUUAUCCAUCUGAGCUUUAUAAGCGCCUGGGAGGAACAGGGAGCAUGGUGGAGGCGUUUCACAGCAGCGCUGCUCCGCUCCUAGCACAGGAAGCUUUCCGCUCAGAGGUCCUGGCGCCUCGGCACAGCUGCCGCGGGCUCUCCCGGGUUCAUGGUCAGUCACAGGCGCAGGGGACCCCACAGUGGCCCCAGCCGCAGGGCGAGCAGAAGCAGAUCUCUCUGCAUCUGUUCUUUUAUGAACUAGAGUUUGGCUGCCAGGGAAGUGGGCUCCAGCCCCCUGGUUCAUUUUUUACACACUCUAAGGAAACAUUUUCAAAAUCCCGGGAUGGCGAAGCAAUCUGUCCUUAAGGAAGGGCUAGGGUCUGCUCUCCAAUCUGUGGGUUUGCAGAAGGUUCACUGCUUCCAUAGUUAAUGCUUUGGAAGUAGGUGAAGUUUCUGACCCUGUUAGCAAAAACAGGAGAAAACCUAAAAAUAUACAGAUACACGCACGAUAUACCGCUACGGACACAGGUUCUAUUGACAAGGGAGAACCUUCAAAGCAUGUUUCUUUCCCUCAUUGCAAUGGAACAUGCAGUACUAAGCCAAUCUACCCGUGAUUCCCCCACGUAAUUCUUCAAUGUUAAACCGUGCAGUCCUGUUUUGUAAGCUAAGAUGACCAUGUGCCCUCUCCUUUGUAAAUAUACUCAUAAGAAUGCCCCCUCCACACAUGGCCCCCUCAGCAUCUGCCGCAUCGUACUGCUGUGUCUUAUGCUAUGUAAAUGUCAGAAACCAUUAGCGUUGCAUGCAGGUUUCAUAUUCUUUCUAAAACAAAAAGAAAGUAAUAAAAUAUAUUUGAAAUGUACCAAAA